Amphiprion ocellaris (clown anemonefish) is the source of this 3331-nucleotide messenger RNA. It is a transcript of the gene nim1kb, whose product is annotated as NIM1 serine/threonine protein kinase. The record is from RefSeq and is a predicted model, not a curated record. The coding region runs from base 1249 to 2550 and encodes 433 amino acids. The transcript has 4 exons. Lineage: Eukaryota; Metazoa; Chordata; Actinopteri; Pomacentridae. Gene Ontology annotation, biological process: microtubule cytoskeleton organization; intracellular signal transduction; protein phosphorylation. Gene Ontology annotation, cellular component: cytoplasm. Gene Ontology annotation, molecular function: protein serine/threonine kinase activity; ATP binding; tau-protein kinase activity.
UAAAAUCAGUAUUUGAAAGCUUGAAAAAUGUUCUGUGAACUGUGCGAGGCUUACAUUACCUUUUGAAAUAAGAGUUUUGUGGAUCUUUCUGUCCAGAUCUUCUGCCAAGAGUUAAAAAAACAAAAACUGAUAUGACUCUCAUACUACUUCGAUCAGUUUGCUAGCUUAGAUUAGCACAAAAACUAGAAACAGGUGGAAAAAAGUUGCCUUGCUUUGUCUAGAGGAAACAAAAUCCACCUGCAGACUGAGUUAAACCUCUAUUCUGUUUGUUUAAUUUGGGGAAAAAAAAGCAGAUUUAUUGGAGUUAAUUGCUUGAAUAGAAAUCUUGUUGUCACUGGGAAGUAUAUCUUUUACUAAAUUACCCAAAACAACACUUGAUUUGAAUUUAGAGCUGAAAUAACAGGUAGAUUGAUCAGAAGUUAGUCAGCUAGAAUCAUAUACGUACUGAUCUGGUUGUGAUUCAAGAAGUACACCUGCGUUUUACACGAACAAAAGCAGCUUUAAUUGCCCUCGUGUAAAUGUUUUGUUGUCUUUUGUUCCCUCCACUGCUCCUCACAGGGACGACACACCUGAAUGAAGCGACUCCGCCCGGCCGGGUCUUGACCUCAUGUUUUCUAAUCUCUUUAUCUGUCCAGCACAGGCACCGUCUAAAGGGGGACAGAGAGCUAAUCUCUAUGGGAACAUUGGGUAAUACUAUUGCAUAACGUUUCAUUUUCACGAAAAGCCUGUCAUUUAACCUUUGCUACAUAACACAAGACAUCCACCUGGCAGAAGUGUCUUAUGCUAAAUCUGCAUUCUGAUGCCGAAAAUACAAAUAUUUAUGCUUGUUUCCCAUCUGUUGUGAGGUUUCUGGCCUCGUUUUCGUGGCCGUGAACUGUCGCUAGUUGUUUGAAGGGAUUGGGACGGACCUAAAUUAACACAGGAUUAGAGUUCAUGACACCAUCUUAAGCCUUCGUCUUUCGCCGAUGAGGAAAAGAUCGAGGUGUGGCCAGAGAUUCUCACUUAACUAAUGGCUCAUGCAGACUUGCCCCCUCCCUGCCUGCCGUCUCAUGUGUUGUUGCCUUCAUUGCACAGUCGUCGAGGAACGAGAGGGACGCUGUGAUGGUAGCAUGUAAGCAAUUUUAGCAUUUUUCUGGGUCCUGAGGGGCCAAACGAAGAAAUAUCUCUUGCAAUGGACUCUACAGCCAUGUUUUGAUGCAGAAGAGCAAUUUGGAAACUUGAUGCCAGUGUCCUCAGCCAGCUGCAGAAAUGCCUGGAGGCCAGUACCAGGUGGCGAGCAUCAAGUGCCACCACAGCCUCUACAGCCUGACGGACAGCUCCGAUGUUGGCCCUGAGGAGGAGGAGGCCGACCCCCCGCUGCGCCUCACCCCCCUGCAGAAGCUCACCGUCGACAUGUGCAAGGACGAGAAGACCAUCAAGGAGCUGAUCAUCGGCCGCAGGGUCGGCUUCUACAAGGUCCGCGGGGAGAUCGGCUACGGGACUUUCUCCAGGGUCAAACUGGCCUUUCACGCUCUGACUAGAGACAAAGUGGCCCUGAAGAUCCUGGACAGGAUGAGGCUGGAUGCUCAGGCCCAGCGUCUCCUCUCCAGAGAGAUCAGCAGCAUGGAGUCUCUGCAGCAUCCCAACGUGGUCCGACUGUACGAGGUGGUGGAAACGCCGAGCCGCCUCUACCUGGUCCUGGAGUACGCAGGAGGAGGAGACCUGCACAACCGGAUCUGCAACGAGGGGAAACUGUCCGACAGCAUCAGCAAGAUCACCUUCGCUCAGGUCCUGUCUGCCAUCAAAUACAUGCACAACAUCAACAUCAUCCACCGCGACCUGAAGGCGGAGAACGUCCUCUUCACCAUCAGCGGCUGCGUGAAGGUGGCUGACUUCGGGUUCAGCACUCGGGUGUCGAACUGCAACAACGCCCUGGACACCUUCUGCGGGUCGCCUCCGUACGCCGCCCCGGAGCUCUUCAGGGACGACUGCUACCUGGGACCCCCGGUGGACAUCUGGGCGAUGGGCGUCCUGCUGUUCUUCAUGGUGACCGGAACCAUGCCGUUCAGGGCCGAAACCAUGGGCAAGCUGCGGCGCUGCAUCAUGGAGUGCUCCUACACCGUGCCCCCCUGGGUGCCCGGCCCCUGCCAGAGGCUCAUCAAGGGCAUCCUGAAGGCGGCUCCCUCCGAGCGCUACGCCGUCGACCAGAUGCUGGGCUGCGACUGGCUCCUGCCGGUGGAGUUCCCCUGGGCGCUGGUGCCCCCGGAACCGGCGAGCCCCCCGCAGAGCCCCGGGAGCUUGGAGCCCAGCGACCAGGAGGAGGUGGAGGAGGAGAUCCGGGGCUCGCUGGAGGAGCUAGGUGUCACCGUGGAGCACCUGAGGAACAACCAGCUCAAAGACAGCCGCAGCCCCGUCACCGGACUUUACCGCAUCCUGCUGCACCGAGCCCAGAAACGAAGAGGCUGCGACUGCCUGCCGGUGGUCCGAGGGAUGGUGAGGGACCCCAAGAGGGAGGGACUCCGGGCCUACAGGGGCCUCCGUCACACCUCCAAGUUCUGUGUGCUUUCAUGAGCACAAUUUUUAUACCAAAUUUCUUGUUUUUUUUGUACCAACAUGUAGCACAUAGGAGCUAUUUAUUUAUCCUUUUUUAUUUGUCAUUUUACAUCGCUUAUGGAAUAAGUGACUUGUAGGUUUUACAGUUUGAUGACUUGCAGUGCAGCUUUUUUGGGAUAGCCUAAGAUGUCUGUGAAAGUGCCUAUUAUAAAAGGUAAAACCUGUUUAACCUCCUAAGACCCGAGCUUUCGUUGGGCUUGCAUUUUAGAUUUCUUCUAGUAUUUGGGACAAGGAGCAACCAAUAAAUAUAGUAAUCGGAUAAUAUCUAAUAUCUGACUAUUGUAUUUAUAAUAUUUAUAUUUUUAUUAAGAUUGUUGUUGUUUUUAUUAUUAUUAUUAUUAUUAUUAUUAUUGUUAUUAUUAUUAGGAACAACAAGCUCUUUUUGGAAAAAAAAACAAUACGUGUUCACAUAUGUGGACGCCAGGAUUUAGGAGGUUGAGGAUAAUUUCAUCCAAAUAAGGAGCGAGAUGCAGGAAAUAACCGCUGAAAAUUCAAGACCUUUAUUUAUCACAAACACAAUUAUACAUAGCAUAACACACAGUGAAAUGCACGUAGCACCUGUUCCAGACCGACACGAUAAGAAUAAAAAAUAAAAGCACACAGGAAAUAAAUGUAUGGUAUGUUUGGUAUGUAUGUAGUUAGAAGUUAAAGACUAAAUGUAACUUUGUGUGAGUGUUUUGGAGCCACUAAGUUGAUAAAAUGUGAGUUAAAUAAACCAAGAAAGCUCCCAUUUUCUAAA